AUGCAGCAAAACGAGCUGCGUAUUGAACAGCAGCAGCAGCAGCAACAGCAGCAACAGCAGCAGCAACAGCAGCAGCAACUUGCCGCUGCAGCACCGCCGCCUCAGCAGCAGCAAAGCUGCCCCGCUGCGCCUCAGCAGCAGCCCCAGCAAGCGAAGGUACGCCCCCCAAAGCCCCCCACCAGCACCGCAGCAGCAGCAGCAGCAGCACCCGCAGCAGCAGCAGCAGCAGCACCCGCAGCAGCAGCAGCAGCAGCAGCAGCAGCACCCGCAGCAGCAGCAGCAGCAGCAGCAGCAGGAGCAGCCUCCCGCUGCAGCAGCCCUGCCCGUGUGUCUGUGGCUGCGUGUUGCGCGCUGCAGCCGCCCAAGCGCCUCCCCCCCUACCCCCCGCAGCAGCAGCAGCAGCAGCAGCAGCAGCGCAGCAGCAGCAGCAGCAGCAGCAGCAGCAGCAGCGGGAAAAUGCGGCUGCGGGUGCGGACGCUGGGGGCGGAGGAGUGCGAAGUCUGCGCGGAGCCGGAGGAAACAGUAAAGGACUUGAAAGAAAAAAUAGAAAAAGUUUUUCCGAGAAUGGCAGCAGCAAAGCAGCGGCUGGUGCAUGCAGGCAAACAAGUGGCUUCCUCGAACGGCUCUGCAGCAGCAGCAGGAGCAGCAGCAGCAAAUUCGUCGGGAGCAGCAGCAGCAGCAGCUCCUGCUGCUGCUGCUGGCGCUGCGAAGCCGCCAGCAGCAGCUGCUGCAGCAGCCCCUGCUGCAGCAGCCCCUGCUGCAGCAGCCCCCGCUGCAGCAGAGCCGCAGCAGCAGCAGCAGCAGCAGCAGCAGCAGCAGCAGCAGCAGCAGAGGUCAGACGUAUUGAGCGAAUCUGCUGCUGCUCUGGCGACAGGGGCAGAAGUUGAAGAAACUCUGAAGAAUCUGGAGGAGUUGGGGUUUUCAGCAGCAGAUUGUCGCGUGGCUCUUCGCGCAGCUUUUAACAAUCCGGACAGAGCAGUGGAGUAUUUGAUGAAUGGCAUUCCUGAAGACCUUUUGCCGUCCGUAGCAGCAGAAGGGACAGCAGCAGCAGCAGCAGCAGCAGCAGCAGCAGAAGCAGGACAGGCAGCUGCAGCAGGAGAGCCAGCAGCAGCAGCAGCAGCAGCAGCAGAUGACAACCCCCUCGCGGGCCUCCGCACCCAUCCUGUCUUUCAGCAAGUUCGGCAGCUCACGCAGACAAACCCUCAAAUGCUUCCGCAGGUGCUGCAGAUGAUCGGCGCCUCAAACCCUGACCUCCUGCAGCUCAUAACUCAAAACCAAGAAGCUUUUCUUGAGCUGCUGCGGGAGGGGGCCCCCCCUGCUGCUGAGGGCCCCGGGGGGCCCCCGGGGGGCCCCCCCUCAUCUUUGCUGCAGGGGGGUGUUGUGCAGCUAACUGAAGAAGAAAUGGCUGCUGUAGAACGACUCACUGCCCUCGGUUUCACGCGCAUGCAAGUUGCUGAAGCCUACAUUGCAUGCGACCGCAACGAGGAAAUGGCAGCAAAUUACCUUUUCGAAAACAUGAAUGACUUCAUUGACGAAGAGGCCCCCGAAGACCCCCCCGCCUCUUGA
Messenger RNA from Eimeria necatrix, 1566 nucleotides. Its product is annotated as UV excision repair protein rhp23, putative. Gene Ontology annotation, biological process: nucleotide-excision repair; proteasome-mediated ubiquitin-dependent protein catabolic process. Bases 1 to 1566 code for a protein of 521 amino acids. Gene Ontology annotation, molecular function: damaged DNA binding; proteasome binding; ubiquitin binding. The transcript has 9 exons. The record is from RefSeq and is a predicted model, not a curated record. Gene Ontology annotation, cellular component: nucleoplasm; cytosol. NCBI's taxonomy places the organism in Eukaryota, Apicomplexa, Conoidasida, Eucoccidiorida, Eimeriidae.